UCGAACCGUCGCGAUCUUUUUGGACGAUUGCCUGGUUCACCACCAUGCUGCCGUCGUUCAAGCUGCAUAUGCACCAUGCCAUCUUGGAUCGUCUGGCCAAGGUGGGCAAGUAUGACGGCACACAUCCGUCGUUGACGUGUGGCACGUCGAGUGGCAAAGUGUUCCUCCACAACCCCCACGACAAGAACGAAGACGACGCCGCGCAAGCCGUGCGCUUCCUCAACAUCAAUCGAGACGUGUCGGCGCUGUGCGUGGGCAAAUUUCGCGAUCAGGACGCCGGCGACACGCUCAUCGUGGGCACCCAUGCCAACAUCCUCGGGUACAACGUCGAGAAGAACUCGGACGCGUUCUACAAGGACGUCCCGGACGGCGUCAACACGAUGCUGUUUGGGACGCUGCCCAACAUCCCGUCGAGGAUGGUCAUGGUUGGCGGCAACUGUUCCAUUCAGGGAUUCGAUCGCGAAGGCAACGAAACGUUUUGGACGGUCACGGGGGAUAACGUGACAGCGCUGGCUCUUUGUGACGUCUCCGGUCGUGGCAACGAGGAGCUCGUGGUCGGCUCGGACGACUACGAAAUCCGAGCAUUCCAAGCUGAAGACGUCGUGUGCGAAUGCAGCGAAACGGGGAGGAUCGUCGACUUGACGUCCAUUCAAAGGCACUUGUUUGGGUACGCGCUGGACAACGGCACCGUCGGCGUGUACAAGAACAGCCACCGCGUGUGGCGCGUCAAGUCCAAGAACAUCCCGACGUCCAUCACCGCGUUCGACAUCAACGGCGACGGCGAGCUCGAGAUUGUGAUCGGGUGGAACAAUGGCAAGGUGGAGGCGCGAAGCAUUGCGAAUGGCGCGGCCGUGUAUCGCGAUCACUUUGCGUCGCCCAUCGCGGCCGUGCUCACGUCGGACUAUCGCUUGAGAGGCAACGCCGAAGUCCUUUGCUGUGCCACGGAUGGCGAAGUUCGGGGGUAUUUGUUUGAAGGCAAUGCGCCCGAUGGAACAUCCAAAGAUGGAGGCGGCGCGGCCACGUCGCUGCUCGCGGACGAGAUCUCGGCCGAAGAGAAGGAGGUCCAGGCACUGAUCAAGGCCAAGGCGGGGCUUGUGGGCCAGCUCAAAGCGUACGAAAACGCUAGUUUGAAAACCACCAAAGGCACCAACGUGCGCGUCGCCACCACUACCAAGAUUGCGAUUACGGCGUCGACGACCAUCUCGCAUGAAAACGUCGAGCUCACCGUGUCCACGGAAAACGAGAGUGUGAUCAAGAUGAUUGUUAUCUUUGACUACGACGCCGGCAUUUUCGACGGCGAGUCGCUCGUGAUUCGACCCGCGACACCAGCCCCCAAAGCGACGGUGCAGCUGCCCACGCUCAAGAAGAACGUCGCCGCGACAUUGCACUUUCGCGUGCUGGUGGGCAAUCGCGGCAACGGCAACGUGUUCCACGUGUUCGAAGAAACGUUUGCACUGCCCAAAUUCGCCGACUUUUUCCCGCUCAAAGCGGCGCCGCCGGUCCGGCCAUCGGGGUGCGUCAAGUUUAAAAGACCGAUUCGCAUGCAACAAUUUACAGCGUGGGUCAAGGCGUCGUUUUUGCAAACGGACGUCCUGCGCGUGUCUGAAACGGACGUGGACUUGUACUUUAAAAAUGUCGGCGACAAUUCGUUGCUGUCGAUUUCCACGACGGCCACCGACAUGGAAAUCCGAGUCGAAGACAUGUCUGUGGCUGCUGAAAUGAUUCAAGACAUGUGUCGGGCACUGCAAAUUGACGACCUCGAGUCUGUGGCCGAAUUCCCAGAGCAAUUGGCCGACUUUCGAGAACUACUUGUGCGGGUGGACGACUACAACAGCAUUCGCCUUAAGUUGACCGGAGAUAUGGCCGACGAUUCGAAUCAGCUCAAACACUUGGUCAUUCGUGCCGAAGACGCACGCAUCCUCCACGACAUGGCGAGUAUGCGGUCAUAUUACGCCGAGCUGUUCACGUUAAACAACCAGCUCUUGGGCGAGUACACCAAGCGCGCGACCAACCACCAGGCGCUGCUGGAUGCGCUCAAGGAUGUGAACGGCAUGAUCCAACUGGCGGCCCGUCUGCGCCAUGGCCAGCCCAAGUCGGCGGUCAUUCUGGCCUGCCGCAAGGCCAUCAAAGCCAACAACAUCCACGCGCUGUUUUACAUUGUCAAGACCGGUCGGGAAGAGUCGAGAUAAGGUUCUCUACCUCUCGAGUUUGCACAUUCAAAUAGCCACAUCACAUGUAUCAGAAAAUACAAACGCUAGCUUUGUGUACCGAUAACUAGUACUUCGCGGCGGCUGUGGUUGUUGCCAU
Molecule: messenger RNA, 2307 nt
Organism: Aphanomyces astaci
Lineage: Eukaryota; Oomycota; Saprolegniomycetes; Saprolegniales; Verrucalvaceae
Exons: 13
Coding region: 45-2189 (714 amino acids)
Biological process (GO): non-motile cilium assembly
Cellular component (GO): ciliary basal body; BBSome; motile cilium
Molecular function (GO): protein binding
Source: RefSeq, a predicted model, not a curated record